Necator americanus (New World hookworm) is the source of this 1344-nucleotide messenger RNA. RefSeq lists its product as uncharacterized. The transcript has 12 exons. The record is from RefSeq and is a predicted model, not a curated record. Gene Ontology annotation, molecular function: UDP-sugar diphosphatase activity. Bases 1 to 1344 code for a protein of 447 amino acids. Lineage: Eukaryota; Metazoa; Nematoda; Chromadorea; Rhabditida; Ancylostomatidae. Gene Ontology annotation, biological process: nucleoside phosphate metabolic process; ribose phosphate metabolic process.
AUGGCCGCUGAAGCAUCAGAAGUGUUGAGAAAUGUGUCGUUUAUCGAAGAUUUCAAGUCACCAUAUCUUAAAGGAGUGAAAUUCACUUUCAGUCAGAGCGGUAAAAGAAGAAGCCUUGACCUUGUUCUACGACACAGCAGUGUUGCCGUCUUACUGUAUCAUACUGAACUGAAGAAACUUCUAUUCGUAAGGCAGUUCCGUCCAGCAGUGCUUGUUGGGCACAUACUGCGGCAACCAGAAAAUUUCAACAAGAAACUUCGGGAGAUUGAAUGGCAUACGUAUGAUGCAUCGCAUGGCUAUACAUUGGAAUUAUGCGCUGGUUUGAUCGAUAAGGACCUCCCUUUAGUCGAUAUUGCAAGGGAGGAGAUUGAGGAGGAAUGUGGUUAUGCUGUGAAAAGCGAGAAUAUGCAUCUUCGUUCACUCUCCUCUGUACACAUUGUUGCAGCUCACGAAUCUGGUGGUGUUCAAUACCUUUAUUAUGCUGAAAUUGAUGACUCUAUGAAGAUUACGGAAGGUGGAGGAAAUGUACAAGAAGAUGAAUAUAUAACAAAGGUGUUCCUAACAGAGGCAGAGGCUCGUGCAUAUCUUGAGAACGAUUAUCCUUUGAGUCCUCCACCAUUGCUUUACGCAUUGCUUUGGUGGUUCGAGAAUAAAUCUCCGAAGAAGUCAGUGUCGUCUGCGAAUAUCGUUCCAUACAAAUGGCAUCCGAAAGGAAUCGUUCCUCUGGAGGAUUUGAAAUUCGAACCUAUGGAUACAUCUAAGCGAUUUGUUCCACUAAGAAUGAAAUUUUCACUAGGCUCUUUGUCUCGAACUUGGGAUUUGGCACUGUGUGAUGAAAGCUUUGCCAUUUUAUUGUACGAUGACGACAAAAAAGAACUUGUCCUCACACAGCGAUUCCGUCCAGCGGCUUUUGUUGGUCUCGCACGACAUCGUUCUCCUGCGAAAACCAAACUCGAUUCUAUUGAUUGGUCAUCACAACCACCAGAAUGGGCUUACACUCUAGAACUGUGUAGUGGUCACCAUAGACGAGGUAUUGGCGCUGAGGAACUAGAGGAAUUGGUCAAGAAGUGUGUGGCGUUGAAAUGCGGUUAUCGGUUGGAUUCGUUAGACUUUGUGACUUCAUACAUCAUAGGAAUAAGUUUCUCGGGUGAUCGUCAAAGGGUUUAUUACGCCAAAGUGAAUGAUUCCAUGAAAAUGAAGGAUUGGGAGCCAUUCGAGGAUAUAGUACCGUGUUCCAUUCCAUGUGAAGUAAUUCCAUCAUUUCUUCGAGCGGAAACACCUACAGGACCACCAGCCGUUUUGUUCAUGAUGCAAUGGUUUCUCAACAAUGAACAACAGCGAUAA